Petromyzon marinus (sea lamprey) is the source of this 1371-nucleotide messenger RNA. Its product is annotated as BPTI/Kunitz domain-containing protein-like. The record is from RefSeq and is a predicted model, not a curated record. Lineage: Eukaryota; Metazoa; Chordata; Hyperoartia; Petromyzontiformes; Petromyzontidae. Gene Ontology annotation, molecular function: serine-type endopeptidase inhibitor activity.
GAUGGGGGAGGUGUGGGCGGUGAAAGUUUAUACAGCGGCAGCAGCAGAAGAAGAAGAAUAAAAAAGGGGAAGAGGGCGGAAAUCCCGACCGACUUAUCCAGCCGGAGCCGACGGACAGAAAUCCUCGGAGACAUCUCGUGAGUGAGUCGACGGCAUCGAGAAGACGAGCGACCACGUUGACGAUGACUUCUGCCGCGUUGACGAUCACUUCUGCCGCGUUGUUCUUCUGCCUCCUGGCGUACACGGCCAUCACCUGCAACUCGCAAGAGGUCACGGGCGACGAGACCGAUGAGGAGCUUUCCAUGCGCGCCAUCUGCACGUUGGACAGCGAGACCGGGCCCUGCGAGGCCCUCAUCCCGCGCUUCUUCUACAACCGCUACACGCAGCGCUGCGAGGAGUUCUACUUUGGCGGCUGCUACGGCAACGCCAACAACUUCGAGACGCACAGGGAGUGCCGCAUCGCCUGCAAGACAGUGCAGAAGGUGCCCAAGAAGUGCCGCUUGGAGCCGGAGACAGGCAACUGCCGGGCCGCCAUCGCGCGUCACUUCUACAACAUGACCACGGGCCGGUGCGAGGGCUUCGUCUACGGCGGCUGCGGAGGCAACGACAACAACUUCCGUACGAUCGAGGAGUGCGUGGAGAGCUGCAGGCGCCCCAAGGCCAAAGAUAUGGGAGCCUCAACUUCGAUGAUCCAACCCAGAGGCAAACCAAUGUCCAGCCGGAUGAGAGCGGGCGUGAGGACCAGCGAGUGGAGGAUAAAGCAAAUACAGCUGUCGAAGAACGGCGAGCGAGCAGACCGCACGGAGCAUCGAGGGCAGAUCUGACAAGAGUAGGCACACUUGCAGCUCCCUCUGCCGGUUUGGGUUUCAUAGCAAGAGGCACCGGCCCACAUAUUUGACGUACUUACUUUUUGAUUUGAAUCUUUCGUGACUGCAGGAAUCCAUGACUCUUUGGUUCUUUCGGUAAAGUCCACGUAGGUUGGAAAUAAAAUCAAAUGAAUCACGACGUUUCGACCGCACCGCAAGCGACCGUCAUCAGGCGGAACCGAUACAGCAGGACAGCUGCAGAAUCGGCGAUCGAAACGUCGUGGUUUAUUUCAUUUUAUUUCUAACCCUACGUGGACUUUACCGAAAGAACCAAAGAGUUAUGCACUUACUGCUUUAUUUUUUGAACCCGCUUCACCAGUUUCGGUUGCGGAGAGACGAACGUGGCUGCGUGUGGGCAGAAGUUGACUCAGUCGAGGCGGAGUCGCCGAUGUUAAAAGGCUGGCAUGGCCCGGUUUUAUUCAUUCGGGCUUUAAUCGGUUUUCAUAUAAAACCGGAGCACCUGGAUCCUUACUCUUUGGUUCUAUUCGGUAAAGUCACGUAGGUG